AUGUUAGAUCCGGAAAGGUUCGCGGUUGUCUAUUCCUGCCUCCAGGUUCUGAAGCCAAGUGUAGGAACCAUUGGAGCAAGUAAAGGUGGAGAUCUUGCACUGUCCCUCGCCACUUUCGUCCCUGAGGUGAAGGCAGCAGUUUGGAUAAAUGGCUGCAAUAAUAAUGUGCAGUCUGACCUUCAUCUGCAAGAUAGAACAAUCCCUCCACUCGAUUUUGAUAUUUCACGUGUGAAGCUGGUGGAUGGUGUUUUGGAGUGUUACGGAGCAUUGGAGAACCCAGAGGACCAUCCAGAGACAAUUAUCCCUAUAGAGAAAGCUGAUGCUCACGUCCUGUUCCUAGUUGGGUUAGGUGACAAAAAUUGGAAUAGUGAAAUUUUUGCAGAUCAAGCCAUUGAACGUCUUAGGAAAUCCAAGGGCAACAACUCCGAGAUUCACAGAGACAUGCCUGCAGGCCAACCACCUGACUCGCCUCUCUGCCGUGCAACAUAUCAUAAGCUAAUCAAGAAUACCAUGCUGUUGGGCGGGUGUCAGAAGCCUCACCUGGAGGCCCAAGUUCAUGCCUGGGAUUCUACAUUGAUCUUUCUCCACAAACACCUUUCAGUGCCUCAGGUAAAACUUUGA
Homarus americanus (American lobster) is the source of this 621-nucleotide messenger RNA. RefSeq names its product acyl-coenzyme A thioesterase 2, mitochondrial-like. Gene Ontology annotation, molecular function: fatty acyl-CoA hydrolase activity. Gene Ontology annotation, biological process: acyl-CoA metabolic process; fatty acid metabolic process. The record is from RefSeq and is a predicted model, not a curated record. NCBI's taxonomy places the organism in Eukaryota, Metazoa, Arthropoda, Malacostraca, Decapoda, Nephropidae.